AGUAGACGUGCAGUUCUUUUGAUUGUCAAGAUUUUCUUUGAAAAAGAAAAUUUUAAUAUAAUCUCGUAACAUUUCAUUCAUUUUAGAGAAAACGUCUUCUCUCAAAUUUUAUGUACGACUUUCACCGGAUACAUAGUUAAUUAGAUUAGACAAUUCAGAGGUUGCAAAUCAUUUCGCAUAUCAGUGAAUAAAUCUUACAAUGUACCCGUGCGUAUGGUCAGUUACUGAUAUAACUCUCUGAUGUACUGUGUGGUUCGUUUAAGUGACAAAGCAAAAGCGUCGGCUCCCACUCAACACUAUUAUCCCAUCCGUGAUUACGUUGCGCCGGGAACUGGGCACUCGGGUUAGUCGCCGCGGGGACUCCAAAGCGGUAAAUACGGAGUCGCAAAUCCUGCUCCGCAUCAUUUAUCGUCAGGAUUUCGAUUUGAAAAUGGUGCAGCAAGAUUUGACUUAGGUGUUGGGGACGGUGUUACAUGAGUCAGUGACGGUGGGGGAUGGAUGUAGGGAGCUCAAGGGUGUGACUUGUGGUCGAGACAGGCUGACUCAGUGUUAGUGCAGUGUUGUGUAGUGUCUAGUCAUAGUGUGAGUGGCUAUUGAGCCGGGAUGCCCUCCGUGAUGUUGUCCGCAGUGCUUGAAGAGGAGCCCGACCUGUAUGAGGCAUUUCCACCUCAUGUUGAUCCCUCUGGUAUCACCAUACUAACAGAUAGUCCACCAGGCAAAAAAGCACCACUCAAGACCUUCGAGGAACUUCAACCUAUUCUCCAGCAGGGCCGCAAACGUGAACUUAAGCUACUCAUCAGGGAGAACUCCUGGCCGAUCAACAGCCCGAUUCGCGCCUCCCUUUGGCCGGCUCUUUGUCGACAGCAUCAACAUGGCAAAUCCAUGCUCGAUGGAUUCUACUGGGACAUGGUUACGCAGGUUUUCGGUACAGUUGAGCUGCCGGACAAGCCGAUCAUGCUCCCGCCGUUCGUGGAGGCGACCCACUGUCUGGGCUACCACCUGACCCGCAAGGGCCGGGCGGUCGCCGACAGAGUCGUCUCUGUGCUCGGCUACGCCUGCCCUGACAUCACUUACAGCCCCAGCCUCUACCCCAUCACCGCCGCCUUACUACACUUCAUGCCGGAGGAGGAGUGUUAUCACUGCAUGGCAAGUUUGGUCGCGUCGAAAGAGAAGAUGUUCAUCACACAGACUAAGCUCCUGAACGAGGUCACCUGGAAGACAGUUAUGCAGAUAGCUAAGAAGCAUGCCAAGUCGGCUGCGCAGCACCUGUCGCGACUAUCCGGCGCGAUCGGUCCUGAACGCAUCUACGCCGAUUGGCAGUGGUGGAUCCUUGCCGCCCUGCCCUUCCCCCAUCUCGUACGAGUGCUUGACUGCUUCUUCCACGAAGGAAUAAAGGUAUUCUACAGGGUAGCUCUCGCGAUCCUGAUCCUAUUUCACAAACACUCGACUAACCAGAAUUCGGAAUGGUACGCUGAAGCAACGAAGAAUGGAGUUGAUCACGCAGUCGACAAAUUCUGCAGAAAUAUGCCUGCGUCUCCCACCAAACUUCUAAGAACAGCUUUUAGUAUAAGAGCGUUAAGCUCACAGUACAUAUCCCGAGUGUUUAUAAAGACAGAAAUGACGCUCAAAUCGAAACAGGUGAUAACAGGGUCACGUCUCGUGAGGUCCCGGUCAUCUGACAACCUCCCCACCAGCCAGUCUCAAGUCAACAUUCAGAUGAUGUCUCAUACCCUCACAAUACGCGAGAGAAUGUCUGAGGAAACGUGCAAACAGAUGGGCUCACAUUCGCCGGGCCCGCGCGCCCUUUCGAUGGGCGUUUAUCCAAUCCAAGCGAUCAAGUCGCAGAUUCUAGACCAGAGCGAACUGUUCACUCUCUGGUCGUGGUUGCCGGUGCGCAUCACAAUGUACCAGCCGGUACUCUUGUACACGACGGAGGAGCACGGUUGUUCGCUGACGACGUUCUACGUAAGAGUCGAACACCACGAGCCGACGUUGCUCAUGAUAAAGACUUGCAACAAUGAGGUAUUUGGUGCGUACUGCUCGACGAGAUGGUUCGAACGCAACCAGAAGGACGAGCGCGGUAACAGACAAGCCUACUUCGGUACUGGAGAGACAUUCCUCUUUAGCCUUUACCCGGAGCGCGCCAAGUACCCGUGGGUGGGCUGCUCCAUCGGCGCCGACGGCAAGGGCGAGGAGCGGGUAUCGCACGCCUCCGAACUCUUCAUGGCCGCCGACUCCAAGAUGAUCACGAUCGGAGGAGGCGAGGGACAAGCCAUUUGGAUGGACGAGAACAUCCGGUUCGGUAAAACGGACCGCUGCUCCACCUUCAACAACCCACCCCUCUGCCCGAGCGGGGACUUCGAGAUACGCGUGUUGGAGGUGUACGGCUUCUCCGGAGCCUAGGCCCCGAUGUCGAUAUAUCGAUACCGACAUCGAUACAUCUGCCAGCCGGCCAGACGAUACGGAGUGGUGUAAUCUCGAUUGUGUGUUUAUGAUCGCUCCCGAAUGUCGAUGUCUCGCCCAGUUCGAGUGAAUUCGCUCGAGUCGUAUCGAACAAAUUCGCCGUCAUCGAAUGCAACGAUUAUAUUAUUAAAAAAGUAUUAAAUUAAAUUCUGCACUAGGCAGUUGGGCGGACUCACUGAAUGUAUAUACGCUUAGCGAAACUUCCCUUCGCUUUCGGAAUUGUGCAUGCGAAAUUCAGUUUUACGCUUACGUAUUAAAAUAUAUAAUCGCACGCACCGUUUCGACUGAAGUGUUGCUAGUGUAUGAGCUUGCCGAUUGAGAUCGUCCGUCACGAAUAUAACAAUAUUAAAUCCGUAAAAAUCUGAACCAUCCUCGUACAUCGGUACGAAGUUUGAUAUGAUUUUAUAUCUACUAGAUAUUCGUGAGUUGUAUUCGAUAAAAUUUCUUAUCAUUGUGAGAAAAUGUGCGAUUUGUGAUGAGCCCUUGCCGUCUCAACGGAUUGUAUUUAUAUUCCUAUAUUUAUUCUACGUGUGACCCCGUAGUUAACGUGAACACAGCUGUCCCAUCAAGACAACGAAUCGGGGAAUUUAGGUUGUUUCGUAUUGAAUAUAUUUAAUCGAUAUAUAGUUGUAUGUGUGCGAGUACAAAUGGAAAUGUCGUAUGUAACUACUAGGUAAAUACGCUUACGUAAAGCAAUAUUCGUGGGGCAUAGCCGUGGAUUGUGGAGUUUGUUUCUGUCGAGGUGAACAUUCCAGUGAAGCGUUAAAGGUUCGGUAACUCGGCCGUGAAAAUAAUUAUUAACUGGAUCUUAAUGCAAUGAACGCAAGGUUCGUAAUCGAUUGGCAACGACAGUAUUCGGUAUCGUAUAGGGAAAUACAUCAUCGCUUUAGGCUUGUUUUCAAUGUACUCAAACCGUUAUUACUUGUCUUUGCUCACAAAAUGUACCAAAGAUGUUUAUCGUAGUUGUUUUGUAGACAAAUGUUUGAUUCCCGAACGAUACAAUACGCACUGCCUACCAAAAUUGUCUAUGUUUUUAUUUAUUAUCUAUUUCACUUAACGUAUAUAAUUUUGGCGGGCAGUUGGUAUGUGUGUAUUUUAUUGGUAAAUAUUAAAUUCCGAUAUUCGAAAAUGAUUGGAUUGGUCGAAGCAUAUCGCAACAGUGAUACAUAUCGUCUUAUAAUAGGUGUGUCAAACUGUAAGCUAUUUUGGGAUUUUGUACUAUGGAUUUAGAUCCAUAUCCGCGUGCAGUUAUUUUAAAGAAUUUAUACACAUAUGUCGAUUAGUGUUUCGAACAUUUGCCUACAAAUGUUUGUCGAAGUUAUAUAAUAAAAAAGUAAUAUGAAGUUUUAUAAUAGAAAUGAAAUUAAACUUUAUCAUACUCUGUUAAAUAAUUGCUUAAUCUAUUGCGUCGGAUAAUGGGUUGCCAAAUAUAUGAAUUUACGCGGUGAUCCCAUAACAACACCAGUAGACACUGCCACUCCAUGCGUAAUAUAGUAUUAUUUACAAGAAAUUUGAAGGACAUGUGCCAAAAAUGGACCAUUCGGAAUCAAAUAUGGCUGGAAUGGUAUUGUCUAUGGACGUUCGCUUCAGUAUAUGUAUGAGAUAUUGAGUAUUUACACAAUUGAUGUGUAGUUGUUAGAUUUCAUAUUUUGAUGAGUGUAUAUUAAGAAUGGCUUAGGGCGAGAUCUACGUGAUUAUUUUUAUGAAGUCGAAUGCAGUUCAAAUGUGAAAUAAAUGAUAAUGUUCAUACACGGCGGAGUCGCCCUCGCAGUGCGGGGCCGCUCUGUUUUGCUACGUCUGUGUAAAUAUUUAUUUUAUUGUCUCUGCACAUUUAAGUUGUCUAUGUUUUUUCCUUAAGUCUUAUUUACAUAGAAACGUUAAUAUAAGUAAGAUUUUGUUUAUUUUUUUAUGUUAUUUUUGUGUAUUAUAAUGAAAUACAAUGUGUAGAGACGUGUUCGAACGUAGUGAAACGGGAAUUGCCACGGUACUAGAUACGACAUGUUUUCUGAAGCCUAAGACUUGUUUUAAAUUCAGAUUAUUUAUAUAAUUUAUUAAUUAGGUAAAAAAAUAACGUUUAUAAUGUAUAUUAUUGAUUUGCCUCUGUGGACAGUGGUCCAAAAUGGUCACAUGUUAAGUUUUAGGGAAACUAUAAUAUUAUUUGUUCGCUCAGUUAUUUGAGUAGAGUUGGCAACACACAAAUCUUUCAAACGCAAACUUGCACGCCACUUGAACAAGCACAGAUUAUACUUGCGUACAAAGGCGCCUGUGUUGCCAGCUCGGUACCCGCUGACCGCAGGAGGCGCGCUGGCGUUGUUGCUGUUAGCAAUUUAUCGUUGAUCAGUGUAAAGUCUAGUCUUUAUUCUGUUUUUAUUCUUUAUCGAUAUAAUAUCUAUAUAUUUACGAAUUGAUAUUUGAAUACGUGCGAUUUCGCCCCCCGGGGCUCGUAGGCUCGUGGUUAGUUAGUGUAUAAGUACAUUUAAUGUAAAGAAUAUACAGUUAUUAAUCUCUGUUCUCCUUUCAGUAUUUGUGGUGUAAGUUUUUUUUUUAUGAGGAUCAUAUGCGAUAUGACAAGUGUGACGGCUCGCAUGCUUGUGUGGUCGUGAGUGGAUGCCGGAUGCUUUGUUUUGUUAAUGUACUGUUACAUUCGAAUAGUUUUUCGCCGCCGCCCGAGCGACGGUUUGAACUCGUUUAUGGUAAUGUAAAUGUUGCUUUAUAAUGUCUACAAAAAAUAUAUAAUCCCAUAUA
Molecule: messenger RNA, 5208 nt
Organism: Vanessa atalanta (red admiral)
Lineage: Eukaryota; Metazoa; Arthropoda; Insecta; Lepidoptera; Nymphalidae
Gene: sky
Product: GTPase-activating protein skywalker
Exons: 14
Coding region: 604-2403 (599 amino acids)
Source: RefSeq, a predicted model, not a curated record